Molecule: messenger RNA, 2425 nt
Organism: Chionomys nivalis (European snow vole)
Lineage: Eukaryota; Metazoa; Chordata; Mammalia; Rodentia; Cricetidae
Gene: Efnb3
Product: ephrin B3
Exons: 5
Coding region: 519-1484 (321 amino acids)
Biological process (GO): ephrin receptor signaling pathway; axon guidance
Cellular component (GO): plasma membrane
Molecular function (GO): ephrin receptor binding
Source: RefSeq, a predicted model, not a curated record
UGUGGGGGGCGUGGGCCGCGGGAUGCGACGCCCGCUCCGACUGAGCUCCAGCUCCGGUUUUUCCCUCCACCAUGCUCUCCCCCUCCCCGCCUCUCCUUUAACUCCCCCCUCCUGGGCUCGGGACUGGUUUCCUCCCUUAGCCUGCUGCCCUCAAUCCCGGCGAGGCUGGGGCUCCGGCUCGGUGUCCCUUUCCUCGCUGCCUUGCCCGGCACCCCAUGCCGCCCCCGCCCGGUCCUCGGCUCCCCAUGUCCCCCACGUAGCCCGGUGCACAAAUCCCGAGGUGCUGGCGCGUGGGCCGGGGGCGCGUAGGGCGCUUGCAGACGGCCCUGCAAGGGUUCUUGUGGAGCUGAGCGCUCUGGAGCCCGGGCACAGGCACAGCAGAAAAGAGGGUCCUUGUGGGAGCUGGGGGUGAUUAGCCACCCACCAGGGUGACUGGGGCUCCACGGCGUGGUAGCCACCCCUGGGGGGUGAGAGACUUUGGGGGAGUUGGUGCCCCGCCCCCAGGCCUUGGUAGGGUCAUGGGGACCCCCCAUUUUGGGCCAGGGGGUGUGCAAGUCGGGGCCAUACUGCUGCUAGGUUUUGCGGAGCUGGUGUCUGGACUCAGCCUGGAGCCUGUCUACUGGAACUCGGCAAAUAAGAGGUUCCAGGCAGAGGGUGGUUAUGUGCUUUACCCUCAGAUCGGGGACCGGCUAGAUCUACUUUGUCCCCGGGCCCGGCCUCCUGGACCUCACUCCUCUCCCAGUUAUGAGUUCUACAAGCUGUACCUGGUAGGGGGUGCCCAGGGUCGGCGCUGUGAAGCACCCCCUGCCCCAAACCUUCUUCUCACAUGUGACCGGCCAGACCUGGACCUCCGCUUCACCAUCAAGUUCCAGGAAUACAGCCCUAACCUCUGGGGCCACGAGUUCCGAUCUCACCACGAUUACUACAUAAUUGCCACAUCAGAUGGGACCCGGGAAGGCCUGGAGAGCUUGCAGGGAGGUGUGUGCCUCACCCGAGGCAUGAAGGUGCUUCUGCGUGUGGGACAAAGUCCCCGAGGAGGAGCUCUACCCCGAAAACCUGUGUCUGAAAUGCCCAUGGAGAGAGACCGAGGGGCGGCCCACAGCCUGGAGCCCGGGAAGGACAGCCUACCAGGUCUGUUUUCUCCCCUCUUCCCUAGCACCCUCCUCCUCCCAUCUCCUUCACCCUCUUGGCUUCUUGUCCUGUGCCUCUCACGCGCCUCUCACGCGUGUCCUGGGUUGGGGCCUCAAAGCGUCUCUCCCCUCGGCUCUCGGCCCUUCCCAACUUUCCAUAUCAACUGCUCCCCUCAGUCCGCCCAAAGUGAGGGCUUUUGGGGGAAACAUUGUGACUCUGGGCAUGGGUACAGGGCCUCUUUCCCUGCCCUUCUGUGUCCUUACUCCUGCCAUUUGGGGUGGUUGGGUCACAACUACUACCAUGAGAAGAAGUGUCCUGUUAGGUCCAGUGGGGACAUUAUGGCCUUGAUCUGAUGCCUGAUGGGAAGUGAUCAGAUCAGAUGAUCUAAUCAGAUGGGAAGUGACUCGCUCCAGACAAGAAGUGGCCAGGCCUGGACAGAAAUGGCCUGGGAGGUGGCAGAAGGAGCAACAGCAGGAACUGGAAGUGCCUUCAUCCAGGACAGGAAGUCGCCCUCCUGAAAUAGGAAGUGGUCUGGCUGGAAUUCCAAGUGGCUUAGUCUGGGGAGAUGGUGGGGUGGGGGUGGGGGCAUGGAGAGUGGCUGGUUCUUACCCUGUGGAGAAGGGGCAGGAGGGACUUCCUGUUUUAGGAGGAAGCUGGAACUUACCACUGUGAGAGGACAGAUGUGGACUGGGAAUUUUCUAGGUUCUCAGUGGCACUUCCCAGGAUCCCCCUUCCCUUGUGCUCUGUGCGAUUUUUAGGACAGCUAAGAUGACUACCACCUGCUGUGGCAGGCCCAGUUUGUCUUGUUCUCCCCUGACUGUACCCCAGUAUAAUCUCUGUUGGUCAACAGGACCCCCCCUCAAGAACCCACAUGUUCUCCCUAGUGACCAGAUGGCUGUCUUGUUCAUGCCUUUCUCCCUUCAAACCCAACACAGCACCUUCUUAGUGACCAAGAGGUGGUCUAGCGACUGGUCUAGCUGUUGGCAGUUAUUAGCACUGGUUGCUAUUUCCAUAGUGACAAGCCUAUACCUCUUCCUACUCUUUAGUGCACAAUGGGCUGUUGCCUCAGUUUCUUCCCAGCUCAAUUUUAUUAGAUCAAAGCUGCCCUUAGGCACCAAGUUGGCCACCUCAAUCACCAACUGAAAUGGUUGCUUUGUCCACCAGAGGUCAUUUCAUCUCUCUGGUGCUGUAGUUCCUAGCUCCUUCCAGGGAACAGGAAGUUGAUAUUGCCAUGGGGGAGGUGGCGGGGUACGGCCGUCACCUCAAUAGUUUUACUGUAAAAGGGAAAUUUGAA